AUGCCCACAGGUCAUUUCGCAGCCGAUUCCCAAGAUGGCACUCUAUCACCCGACCCGCUUUCUACGGUGACUGUGUACAAGGUGUAUAGACGACGAUUUUGGGGGCUGGCUCAACUAGUUUUGUUGAAUAUUGUUGUCAGCUGGGACUGGCUCACCUUUUCUUCUAUAUCCACCACCGCAUCGCAGCAUUUUGGUGUCUCGGAAAGCGCUAUCAAUUGGAUGAGCACUGGCUAUCUUUUUGCCUUUUGCGUCGCCAGUCCAGUAGUCAUCCUCACUCUUAACAAAGGCGGUCCCAAACCUGCCAUCAUCACUACAUCUGCACUCCUGCUCGUGGGCAACUGGAUCCGAUAUGCCGGAACGAAAGCCCGGGGAGGCAUCUUCGGUGUGGCCAUGUUUGGGCAGAUCCUCAUCGGUCUUGCGCAACCAUUCUGCUUGAGUGCGCCGACAAGGUACAGCGAUCUUUGGUUUUCUGAUCGAGGGCGCAUUAGCGCAACGGCUGUUGCAACUUUGGCCAAUCCAUUGGGGGCAGCCUUGGGGCAGUUGAUCGAUUCGUUCUGGGCGACAACCCCCGAGCAGGUUCCAGAUAUGGUUCUGUACAUAUCGAUCAUUGCAACCGUCGCAUCAAUCCCAUCAUUCUUCAUUCCAGCCGCGCCCCCAACGCCCCCAAGUGCUUCAUCAGCGGGCAGUAAAACACCCCUCCGUCCGGCGCUCAUUCAGCUCCUCAAAACCCUCGAAUUCUGGCUCAUCCUGAUCCCCUUCUCUGUCUAUGUGGGCUUCUUCAACAGCGUCUCCUCCCUCCUGAACCAGAUUCUCGAACCAUACGGCUUCUCCGAAACAGACGCCGGCAUCGCAGGCGGCAUCCUCAUCAUCGUUGGCCUCAUCAGUUCGGCCAUCAUCUCUCCCAUCACCGACCGCUUCAAGCACUACCUUGGCACCAUCCGGAUCCUGAUCCCUAUCGUCGCCAUCUGCUACAUCGCCCUCAUCUUCGCCCCGUCCAGUCCAGCAGGCAUUGCCCCGGCAUACGUCGUCUGCGCCCUCCUCGGCGCAUCCUCCUUCGCCCUCCUUCCCGUCGUGCUAGAGUACCUCGUGGAGAUCACGUACCCUUUCUCGCCGGAGAUAGGAAGCACCAUCUGCUGGACGGGGGGCCAGCUCCUGGGCGCGGCGUUCAUCCUCAUCCAGGACGCCCUGAAAGCUUCGGAUAACGCCUCGCCGCCCCAGAACAUGAAAAAUGCUUUGAUUUUCGCUGCGGUCGUGGCCGCCGUUGCGGCGCCGUUUCCGAUUUGCAUCGGCUUGUUUGGGCGGGAUGUCCGCCGCCGCCGGUUGGACGUCGAUCGCGGCGUCGCCUUGGAGGAUACUGUUUUCCGGGGCCAGGAGGCGGCCAGUGCGGGCGUGCGCAUAGGCGACGAGAACCCCAAUACUGGACUGGAUCUUGCUUCUGACAUGCCGAAGCUGGCAACUAAAUACUCAUCUUGA
Molecule: messenger RNA, 1473 nt
Organism: Aspergillus udagawae
Lineage: Eukaryota; Fungi; Ascomycota; Eurotiomycetes; Eurotiales; Aspergillaceae
Product: putative cell surface receptor/MFS transporter (FLVCR)
Exons: 3
Coding region: 1-1473 (490 amino acids)
Biological process (GO): transmembrane transport
Cellular component (GO): membrane
Molecular function (GO): transmembrane transporter activity
Source: RefSeq, a predicted model, not a curated record